This is a messenger RNA of Nerophis lumbriciformis (worm pipefish), 2037 nucleotides long. RefSeq names its product paired box 5 (gene pax5). Gene Ontology annotation, biological process: anatomical structure development; regulation of transcription by RNA polymerase II. NCBI's taxonomy places the organism in Eukaryota, Metazoa, Chordata, Actinopteri, Syngnathiformes, Syngnathidae. Gene Ontology annotation, molecular function: DNA-binding transcription factor activity, RNA polymerase II-specific; RNA polymerase II cis-regulatory region sequence-specific DNA binding. The record is from RefSeq and is a predicted model, not a curated record.
CCACCAGAGAUAAAGGGGAAGAAAGUGUUUGACAAGUCGAACGCGCGGGACAGCGGACGAGGAUUGUUCCGCGGCGGGCACCGGGGACAUGACACUCGGACACCGGGGCACUCCUCCGCAGCUUCACCGGGGCACUCCUCCGCAGCUUCACCGGGGCACUCCUCCGCAGCUUCCCCGGCGGGACGACGUGACCGCCCGCAGUGGAGGAACACGCUUCAUCGUGGAUUUGUCACCUUUUUCAUGCUUCUUUUUUGAAGUUAAGACAAGCUUUUAUUUGCCUAUUUAUCUUUUUCUUGUGGAUGAGCGCCAUUAUUAUUACUGAGGAUCCCAUUUUUUUGUUUUUAUUCACUUAUAUAAAUACAUUAAAAAAACAUUUUUCUUCUUCUUCAAAAAAAAAAGUGAUGUAAAAUAUAAUUAAAAGGAGCUACUUUCCAUUUUUUGGAGGGCCAAGACUGCUCACUUUAUUUUUAUUUUUAUUUUUUUUACCCACUUUACCCCCAAUGGAGAUCCACUGCAAGCACGACCCUUUUGCGGCGAUGCACAGACAUGGCGGCGUCAACCAGCUUGGGGGCGUGUUCGUAAACGGCCGGCCUCUCCCGGACGUCGUGCGACAGCGAAUAGUGGAGCUCGCCCACCAGGGGGUACGCCCCUGUGACAUCUCCCGCCAGCUCCGCGUCAGCCACGGAUGCGUCAGCAAGAUACUGGGCAGGUACUAUGAAACGGGCAGUAUCCGCCCCGGCGUCAUCGGGGGAUCCAAACCAAAGGUUGCUACACCCAAAGUGGUCGACAAGAUUGCCGACUACAAACGCCAAAACCCCACCAUGUUUGCCUGGGAGAUCCGGGACCGGCUCCUGGCCGAGAGAGUAUGCGACAACGACAGCGUGCCCAGCGUCAGCUCCAUCAACAGGAUCAUUCGGACCAAGGUUCAGCAGCCGCCGGGCCAAACGGGCUCAAUGACGGCUCACAAUUUAGCAACAUCAGUGGCCGCCACGCAGGUCCCUGCUGUGACCAGCGACUCUGCCGGCUCGUCGUACUCCAUCAGCGGCAUUCUGGGUAUCAGCUCGGCCGCUGACGUUGGCAAGAGGAAGCGGGAUGAAGGUCUACAGGAGUCGCCGCUGGCCAACGGGCACGGCCACAGUGGGCGGGACUUCCUCAGGAAGCAGAUGAGAGGGGAGCUGUUCUCGCCGCAGCAGAUCGAGGUAUUGGACCGCCUCUUUGACAGACAGCCGUCCUGUCCCAUCCAGUCCAGCUCUGACCUCUAUGUGAGCCCAGACCCUGGCAAGACGUCAGAUUACUCCUCCAUGGCGUCACUCGCUGGUGGUCUGGACGAGAUGAAGAGCAGUUUGGUGAAUGGCAGCACGGGGGCGGAGUUAGGAGCCAGCGUGGCCGGCCCACAAUCCUAUUCCAUAGUUCCAGGUCGAGACCUCGCCAGCACCACCCUGCCGGGCUACCCUCCUCACGUUCCGCCCACGGGACAGGGCAGCUACUCCGCCCCCUCUCUCACUGGCAUGGUACCAGGAGGAGACUUUUCUGGAAGCCCCUACUCCCAUCCUCAGUAUUCCACAUACAACGAAUCCUGGAGAUUUCCUAACCCCAGUUUAUUAGUGUUCCAGCAAGAUUACGGCUCUCUCCUGGGGACGGAGAUCGGCUGCUCGUCCACUCUCUUCAGCAGCCAGGCGGGACAGAUGCAAGGAUCGCCCUACUACUACGGCGCGACAUCCCGGGGGGCGGGACCUGCCGCCACGGCGACAGCCUCCGCCUACGACCGCCACUGACCCCACCCACUCCGAGGAGGAGGAGGAGGAGGAGGAGGACCGGGGGGGAUGGAGGAAAGGAUAGCACCAGCACCGCUCAGUACAAGCCUGCCCCGUGCACGGACAACGCUUAUUUUGACGUGGGUAAAUAUUUUUGGACUGCCACGGAGGGCGGAGCUUUGCACUGCUCACCUGUAGAGCCUUUCAGGUGACGCGGCGCCACUGAAGCAUGUCACCACUACAUUUCUACAACAUAGCGGUGAUUAAAAGUCUUGUGAACUUC